This is a messenger RNA of Trypanosoma grayi, 2334 nucleotides long. RefSeq lists its product as hypothetical. NCBI's taxonomy places the organism in Eukaryota, Euglenozoa, Kinetoplastea, Trypanosomatida, Trypanosomatidae. The record is from RefSeq and is a predicted model, not a curated record. The transcript has a single exon. Bases 1 to 2334 code for a protein of 777 amino acids.
AUGCUGUCCGCUAGCCGAAAGGGACCGGCGUUUAAGCCCCAACUGCGGGUAUGCUACCUCUGUGGACAGCAAUUUGGUAGUGCAUCUAUUGGUAUUCAUAUACCCCAGUGCUACACCAAGAAGGUGGCACAAUGGGAGGUGUCUGACCCAGCAACACGAGGCAGAAAGCCGAAACACCCCGAUACUGUCAACUGGAAAGGGGAGGGAAUCAGCCAAGAGAAGUUAAACGACGACCAAUUUCAUGAGUUUACUGCCAAUUUAGUACCUUGUCGUGAGUGUGGCAGAAAAUUCCUUCCAGAUCGUCUCGUCGUCCAUCUUCGCAGCUGCAAAGGCGGCGGCGGUGGAGGUGGGGGGCGCGGCGCGUCGAGAGGAGGUGCAAGUGGCGGUGGCGGUGGCGGUGGCGGUGGCGGCGGAUAUAACGGUACUAUGGGUUCCAGUCAGUCCUCUGUUCAGAAAAGUACAUCGUCAGCAGCGACAAUAAGUCCACGGUCCACAAAGAGGAGUGCGAGUCGGUCGUCUAUACGUUCGCCCGGAUACAAGCCACAGCUACCCAUCUGCUAUCUUUGCGGACAGCAGUUUGGCAGCACCUCGAUAGGAAUUCAUGUGCCUCAGUGCUAUACCAAAAAAUUAGCUCAAUGGGAGGCCGCCGAUGUGAAUACACGGGGCAAGCCACCAAAGCACCCCGACUCCGUCAAUUGGAAGGGCGAAGGUGGGGGCAUCGAAGAACAUAAUGACGCGCAAUUUGCUGAGUUUGUGAGUAAUUUGGAACCUUGUCCCAAUUGUGGGCGGAAAUUCCUUGCCGAUCGUCUCGUCGUUCAUCUUCGGUCGUGCAAGCCCGGCUCCACGGCAAAGCCGCCGCCGCUGUCGUCGGCGUCGUCAACGCCGCGCGCCUCUGAACCACGUGUUUCUACUGUGCGCUCUAGUAUGGGGAGUACGGGCGCUGGCGCCACGAAUAGCGGGGAUAGGAGUAUGAGCACUACCAAAAGCAGCGCACUUGGUGGGUCCGGAACCGCCAAGGACGUACCGAAACUCAACCCGAAGACGAAACGUCUGCCGAAGGAUGGGAAGGUUGACCCUGAAGGGCGCACGUGUCCCCGGUGUAACGCUGUGGAAUAUGAUGCGUCCGCAAAGUACUGUAGAGAUUGUGGGACAAGCCUCGUUUCGAAGAGCCUUUCCAACCCGUGCGGGAAGUGCGGGGAACAGAUCCCGGAGGGAUCGAGAUUUUGUGGUACGUGCGGCGUGCCGAUCAACGGUGCGGCGGCUGACGAGCGGACGGCAGGAGUAGAGAACGUAAACGCCCCCUCCGUUCGUGUCGUGAUGUGUCCAGCAUGUAAAGCAAUCUGCGACGCUGACGGUAACUUCUGCGACAACUGUGGUGCAGCCCUUGGAGACGCUGAGCCUGCGGCAACAGCAGUGGCAACGAAGGAGGUCAUGAUGUGCAGAAACUGCUGUGAGUCUGUCGAGGAGCUAUCGGCAAAGUUCUGCGAGGAAUGCGGUGGGGUCCUCGAGAGGGUAACAGUCGACAAGCUUGACGGUCAUCCACACGAAAAGCCGUCCACGUUGCCGCCAGAUGGGGUCAAGGCGCACGCCUCUCCGAAGAUAACCACGACGACUUCGCCAAAAGCGCAUCCUCCAGCUGCUGUUGCUACUCCUACUGCUCCUAAUGCUGCUGUCGCUGCUGCGUCAUCGUCGCCAUCCUCGACAGUGGCGAAGAAACAACGCCCAAGAAGACAAGAAGGAGAAAAGGAAACAGAAGGAGACGUUGAUGAUGCUACUGGAUAUACUCCCCAGACAUCGAAAGGCGUAGCCAGAGGGAACUCUCUCUCGUCCCAGAGACGUACACCGCAACAACAUAUUACCGAAGAAGGGCGCGAAUAUGAUGAUGAAGCCGUUGAUAUUGGAGACCGCAUCGAGUGUGGCAAAUGUGGAAGAAAGUUCACUGUUGAGGCAUUACAGCGACAUGAACGUGUUUGUGCUGCACAAAAGCAACGAAAAGUUUUUAACAUGCGAGCGAGGCGUCUCUCAGGUACAGGAGCGGAGCGCACAGCAAGGACAAGUAAUAGCCCCCGUCCGGUGCCAUCUAUUCCAAAGAAAGACUGGCGAGCAGAAAGUGAGGCGUUUCGACGUGCGAUGCGAGAGGCUCGUCAGGUUGACAAGGUGCUCAAGUCUGGUGGCAAUGCAAGAGAUCUCCCUCCGCCAACAUAUAGUGAGAACAGCCAUUAUACACCUUGUCCGCACUGUGGUAGGAAAUUUGCCCCGGAUGUGGCGGAGCGGCACAUUCCUCGAUGUGCAACAACUGUCAACAAGCCCAAGCCUCCCCCAAGGAGGCGCUAA